Anguilla rostrata (American eel) is the source of this 7308-nucleotide messenger RNA. RefSeq names its product C2 domain containing 3 centriole elongation regulator (gene c2cd3). The record is from RefSeq and is a predicted model, not a curated record. The transcript has 32 exons. Gene Ontology annotation, cellular component: centriole; centriolar satellite. Lineage: Eukaryota; Metazoa; Chordata; Actinopteri; Anguilliformes; Anguillidae. Gene Ontology annotation, biological process: cilium assembly; centriole elongation. The coding region runs from base 185 to 7060 and encodes 2291 amino acids.
GCGUAGCAGCGGCAGUUAUAGGUUGACGGCGGGACAGAAUUAAGUGUCGUGAACGUUGUUGUUGCUCAGAGACAGGUUGUGUACUCCGUUUUAGCGAAAAUCAAUGUCAAUUUGUCAGGUCAUGGUUUCGUUAAAAUGCAACUGAAAAAUUCAGAUUUUUGGAGGUCAGGGGUGCACGGACGAAAUGAAGAAUAAAAAACCAAAGGCUACCAAAGUGGGGAACAAGAAAAAGAAAGUCCCCAGUGACAUUUCGCCGUCUACGAGUCUGCCUCCUCUGGUGGAAGGGCAGGUGCGAUGCUUUCUCAGAGUGACAGUUGGCAAGGUUCUGUGGACCAUUCCCAAACCACCGGCGGCGCCUCUGGUCAGGUUGCGAUGGUGGGGAGAGUCGUCCAGCGGAACCCAUUUCCGUCCACGGAACGGGUCUUCCGCGGACCAGAGAGGAGUCAAGACAACGGCCCGAUUUGCCAUCCGCUGCGGACCGAAGCAGUUCACCUCUUACCUGACAGAUAUGGGGGUUUUGGUGUUGGACGUUUUGACAAACCCAGACCAUUUGCCAUUUGGUCGAGUCCAGGUUACUGGAAUUGCCCGACUCUCUCUGUCCCACUCUAUUAGUGGAUUCUUCACAUUGGUGUCCCCAACCUCUGAAAAGCUGGGAGAGUUACAGGUCUCUCUCACCCUGGAGCCCCUGAUGGAAACGUACGACAGCUGCAGUUCGGUUCACACCGCGGACGCCAGCGCGGACACAGCGAUGCCCACGCAGGGCCCCCUGUCCAGCGCCGCCGCGCGCCAGGACGUGCUGGUGGUGCCGUCUCUGUCCCGCCCGCUGACCGCCCACAGCGGGCGAGACUCGGCGGCCAGCAGCACCGCCAACACACCCAGAGGGAAAGAUCACUUGUACUUCCAAGAGACAAGUAACGGCCAGGAGGGGCCCAGUUCUGCAGCCCUGAGGACCGUGGCCUUCGAAGGCAAUGGGCACCCUUCAGUCUCUCAGUAUGAAGAUGAUGAACUGAGGAACAGAGCUCAGGUGUCAAAGCAAGAGUCCACCAACGGUCAGACCUCCAAGGACAUCCUUUCAGUUCUCUUAGACCGCGGUAGCAAGCUCAGGAAUGCUAUGGUGGUUUCGGCUCUGAAGUCCAACCUGGAUUCUGACCUGGCUCUGAAGGACAUCCCGUUACCUGUGUCAAGAGACAACAUCGCCACGACCCCAUCGCUGCUGCCCAGGCCCUCAUCCGGGAGGUUGCUGGAGAAUCUCCUUCACAGUGAGCCCAGUGUCUUCCCCACCCGCGGUCUGCGCUCACCGGAGCCCCCGGACACGGACUGCUUCCCCGACACGGAGAACAGGGCGGUGGAGCUGCUCCUGGGCAGUGUGGAUGGGUCGACCUUAUGGGACCGGGACAGUUCCCCACUGGAGUUCCUCUCUGGGGGCAGCAGUGUUUUGGGGGACAGUGAGCUGAAUGACCCGCUGUAUGACGAGAGCCUGCUGGAGACCCUCUUCUACCCAUCAGCCAAGUCUGAUGGCAACAUGAGUGAGUUCACUGCUGAUGAAGAUGAUGGUCUGCCCAUGAAGAAGAAACAGAAGAAGGGGCAGAGUGCAGGAAAAAAUGAGAAAGAGGAGGAACCUGGCAUGAUGAAGAGUGGCAGGUUGAGCUUGCGGGACCCCAGUCAGAUCCCAGAGGAGGGCGGGGGGGCACUUCCUGACCCGAGCUCGGCCCUCAUCGCUGCACUGCGCCGAACGCAUCUGGCCAGGGUGCUCAUCCGCUCCCUUACGGUCCCCGCUGACAGCGCCCCCGCCACGCCUCACAAGACCCCGGGCAGGGGCAAACCACCGCGCCCCCACCCCCCCAGGAGAUGCUCAUACUUUGUGGAGUAUUUAUUUCCUGUGGCGCCUUCUAGACGUGAUGCCAAACAGGGAGCCAUGGCAACGGAAGUGACUCGAGUUGCCUCCUGUAAAGUUGCAGGAGGAGUGGUGAAGUUCCAGCAGCAGACUGUGUUCCCAGUUCAGUUUAGCGAGGCCACUAUCAAGCACUGGUGGGGCACAGACCUCACCUUCAAGAUCUACUCCAGAGAACGGUUCCAGAAGAAACCUGUAGCCUUCGGCAGAGCCGUCUUCCCCCUGCGCUCCCUCCUGAGCAGCGAGCAGCUGAAGCAGGCCAAGGCCCUGCCUGUCCUGGGCCUGGAGGGGGCCACAGAGGGACAGGAAGUGGGGAAGCUCAAGGUGUCUGUGGAGCUGGGGGCCGUCAGCAAAGAUUUCUCACCGGCCAAAGUGAAAGGCAGCGAUCAGGGCUGUGCUGAGCCCUCGAACACGGCCCCUAACCCCCCGAGGAAGGCCACGCCCACGGAUGACAUCAUCAGCACACCGCCGCAGAGGUCGGACAGGGACAGGGACAGGGACAGGGAAGAGACCCCUUCCGUACCUACGGGAGGAAUAGAGAGGGAGGGAGGGGCCCCCGUUUCUGGUGUUUGGGGUGUCCAGGACAGUCAGGUGGUGAGGCACCCUGUCCCCGCCCAUACGCCUGUACCCCUGAGCUCUCCAGUCAGGAUGCAGCAUCAUCAUCAUCCUCAUCAGCAGCAGCAGCAGCAGGCUGAGGGGGAGGGAGGGGUUCUGCUGCACGCCCUGCUCCUGGUGCCUGAUGGGAAGGAUUUUAACUGCGGCCCCACGCCCCCUAACGUCUACCUCAACUGCAAGAUGUUCGGCUCCGACGAGACCACGAGAUCAGCGGUCUGCUGGGGCCAAGCCGAUCCCGCGUUUAACUUCACCCAGGUGGCUCCGGUCGUCCUGUCCCCCAGACUGCUGGAGAGGAUGAGGAACAACGUGAUGGUGAUUGAGGUGUGGCAGAAGGGCAGUUCGGGGCAGAAAGGCCUUUCGGGGCAGAAGGGCAGUUCGGGGCAGGACCGGCUCCUCGGCCUGGUCAAAAUGCCCCUGCAGCAGUUCUACAUGUCCUUCAGAGACCCGAGGAUCUCCCGGCUGCUGCUGCAGGUGCAGUUCCCCGUGGUGGCGGUGGACAGCUACAUGCCUGUGGUCGACGUGUUCUCGGGCAGCGCCCGGGGCAGCCUUCGGGUCCUGCUGGCCAUGGGGCUGGCGGAGCAAAUCGCGUCCUUGCAGCGAAUGAGGGACGAAGACCUCGGCUCAGUGCCCCGCCCUCCACGGCCAGCCCACUCCCUGGAUCAGAGGCAGCACAUAGAGCCAAAGGUGAACGUGCAGCAGGAGGAGACGACGCUGGAGCACGUGUUCGAGGUGACGGUGGAGAGGGUGAAGGGUCUGGCGCCGCUGCAGUCCACCGUGUGGGGGGAGGCCGACUGCUACGUGCAGUACUCCUUUCCCACGCAGGAGGAGGACCCCGCCGGAGCCCUGGACUCGCACACCAUAGAGAGCAGCGUGUGUCUGAGGCCGUUCCGCACGGGCACGGUGCUGUGCGUGCCCGACCCGGUUUUCGGGCACAGCGAGAGCCACGCCCUGCUGGCCCCCGCGGGCGUCCCCGUGCAGAGGCUCCUGCUCAGCUCCUGCUCCAGCCAGGGCCCCGCGGCCCGGGGGGGCAUCCCCUUCCAGGUGUGGUGCAGGCGCUAUGGUUAUUAUGUAACUGGACGCGUCUGGUUUCUGUCUCCCUGUUCCCUCCCAGGACUGCUGGAUGUGUGUGUUCGUUACAAGCCUCGGCCAAUGAGAGCCCACGGUUUGAAAGAUGGGGCUGUGGCCUCCCGUGUCAUAGCCCUGGCAGUUCAGAUACACAGAGCAGCAGGCCUGCAGGCAGCAGCACGGGCGGCGGCCGGGCGGGACGAGGCGCUCCGUUACUACGCCGACGUGGGGGUGAACGCCUACGUGAGCGCGCGCCUGUCCUUCCUCCCGGAGAGGGAGAGGAGGAGCACCCGCGUGGUGGCCCGCUCCUUCUGCCCCGAGUUCGACCACCACACGGAGUACCCCUGCAACCUGCUGGUGCAGAGCCCGACCGGGGAGGCCCGCAGCCUGGCCGAGCUGCUGGACGCCGCCCGCGCCGUCUUCACCCUGUGCCACCGGGACAGCCGGAGGGCCGAGGGCACGGAUUUCCCAGCAUCAAAGGACACUGUAUUGGGCACCGUCACAGUACAGCUGGGAGACCUCAUUCAUAGGAGAACAGGGAUCUCCGGCUGGUUCCCCGUCUGUCUGCCCCAGGACCCGGGGUCCCCCGGGGCCCCCCCCGUCCUGGCGGGGGGUCUGGAGGUGUCGGUGAGCUUUGCGCACCACGCGGACAGAGAGAGGGUGAUCAGCGCCGCCCGCGGGCUGGGCUGGGAGGCGGGCGAGGCGGGGGCGGAGGAAGACGAGGAAGAGGAGGAGGAGGGGGGCGGGGGGACGGUCACGCUCUCGGUGGCCACGCCCAGGCUGUGGCUGCCCCUGCACUGCCUGCUGUUGCCGGGACACGGGGCUCUGGAGCGCUCCACCUACUGCUACCUGCGCUACCGUCUGUACGAGGAGCCGGCCUACUGCUCGCCCCUGCGCCACCCCCGCGCCGGCGGGGAUGGGGGGGACGGGGGCGUGGCCACGGCGGCGUUCGGCGGCGGCGGGCGGGCGGUGGAGCUCAGGCGCACCCUCCCGCUGCGCUGGUACCUGCGCGAGGAGCGGCUGGAGGUCCAGGUCUGGGUGGCCUUCGGGAAGGAGAGGAGGGCCCGGCCGCACAACACCGACCGGCUGGUGGGCUCCGCCUACGUGGACCUGGCCGCCCUGGCCCGGAGAACCGGGAGCAGGCUGACCGUCAGCGGUGUGUACCCCAUUUUCAGACGCUCGGCUCCUGACCUGGAGGGCGCGGCCCUGCGGGUGCACAUCACCAUGACUCCCGCGCGGGACACGCCCCUCCCUGAGCAGCCCCGCCUCUCCAGCGACAGCGAGGACGAGCUCGGGAGACAGGGGGCGCUCUGCUCUGCCGAGGAAGAGGAGGAGGAGGAGGAGGAAGGGCCCGCGCCCCCGGUCACAGCCGCCUCCCGCCAAUCCGGCGCCCACAGCCGACGCCCCGAGGUCCUGGCCCCUCGGGACGCCGGCGCGGACGACACGUUCGCCGUGACCGUGACGGUGGACCGGGCCAUGCACCUGAGCCUGAGAGGUAGCCCGCUGGCGGAGCGCAGCGGCGGGACGCCCAGCUGCUGUGUGUCCUUUGCCACGGCCGAAGCUGAGAGCCCCAUCACCACCACGCCCGUGGUGCCGGAGAACAGCUGCCCGGUGUGGGACCACCAGUGGGCGGGCAGGCUAUCUAAGGAGGUUCUGUUGGAUCCACAGCAGACAAUGGUGUUCAAAGUUUGGCACAAAGGAGACAUGGAGCGGGUGGUUGGGUUCGUGUCCGUUGACCUCUCCCCGCUGCUGGCGGGGUUCCAGUCGGUGUGCGGCUGGUACAACAUCACCGAUUUUAACGGGCAGUGCCAGGGGCAGCUAAAAGUGGCCGUUUCCCCCCUGAAAGGGGUGCGCGACCUCCGGGGACAGAGGCAGGCGGCGCAGGAGAACGACGCCAAGGACCCCGCGCCUCUGUUCCAGACCCUUCCCCUGUGCUACCACACCUCCGCCAUGUACGCCAGCUUCCCGGCUCACCUCACCCGCUACCCGGAGCAGAGGAUCAACGCCUCGCCUGAGCAGAUGGGGGCGCUGUUGUCUGGAAGGUCCAGCGCCAGCGACCGCGACCGCGAACGCCACGAGGAACACGUCCACAACGUGCGGGCCUUCCACCAGAGCCUGCAGGGGGGAGAGCGUCCCGCUCAGGGCUCCGCCCCCGCCGACCUCCCUUCCUCCAGAUCCACACGCUUCUCAGCGCUGAGGAAAAACCUGAGUGAGCUGGACGAUAUUCAGCGGUACUUCAGCCGCAAGCUGACCACGCCCACGUUCCCCAGCCUCUCGGACCAGGCCCCGCCUCCCAGGCUGGACGAGCGCAGAGACUCCGAGACGGACAGCGCUGAGCUGCUGCUUCGGUCCAAUCGGCUGGUGGGGGCGGUGAACAGCCUGAUCAGCGAUCUCCAUGGACACCGUCUCAGUGGCCCCCGAGACAUUACCCAGUGCACCUCCGGUCUGGCCACGCCCUCCGAGGACCACUUCCUGUCUAACGGGAACUGCUUUUUGCCAGGCGAGCGCACUGAGCCCCAGCGUGGCCCAAGUGAAGAGGCGGGGACUCCUCAGGACGGAGGGUCCCUCUGUAGCUCCCCCGUCCCGCAGGGGAGGGACGGACCCGGCGAAACGCUGGCGAACACUGAGCAGAUCCGCCACGGAGACGACGGCCUUUCCCCCGACGAGGGCGAGGACGAGGACGAGCGUCGGCACGGAAGCGAGGAGGAAGACGAGGAGGAGGACGAGGAGGAGCAGGACUACGAGGAGACGGUGAUCGAGCCCCGAACGCUGAACGAGGUCACCGUGGCGACGGACAGGACCAGCCCGUGGACGAGCCUGCUGUCCGAGCCGGACCUGGGCUCCCUGCAGAGCCUGGAGGACCCGGAGGAGCAGCGCGGUCCAGCCGAGGAGGAGGAGGAGAGCGGGAGAGGGUGUGGCAGGAGUUCUGCGGAGCUCCUCAGCUGCUCCUCCCCGGAGGAGGCCCCGCACGCGGACCCCAACCUCUCGUACGGGUCGGACUCAAACGGCGCCGGAGAGGGACACCGGGGCCCGGGGCCUGAGGAGAGGGCGGAGCCCACCACCGCCCCUCCCCAGGAACUGUCGCCAGGCGACGAGGAGACCCCCGACAGGGGCGAAGAUUCAGAGGAGGAGGAGAGGCGCACUGCCUCACCCAUCCCACAGAAUAUUUUGGAAGUGGGGGACAGCUGUCCGUCAGACAAGGAAGACUCCGGAGCAGAAGACAAGGAGAGCAAACGUCCUGAUCCUGUUGAUAUCCCAAAUUUCUUCCUCUCAACGGUCCAUCUGGAGGCGUCGAUGCGAGCCAUGCGCAUGGCCCCCGUGUUCCCAAGGCCUCUCACAGACACGCAGAAGUCGUCGGGUCAGUCAGGAACUUCGUUGCAAAAAGCUCCACGACCAAGACCCAGCAUACCGCCAGCGUCUGCUCGGAACAGAGAGGAAACAAAGAGGAUCGCCAAGAUUUUUGCAUCCCGUUUUACACAGGAAAAAUAGCAGUUUUAUCUUGUUUUUUUAAACAAAACUUUUCAACUUUGUUUCUCUGAAUGUAUAGUGUAUCUGUAUAUAAUGUCAUUUGUAUAUUAUUUGCUGAGUCUGUCAGAUCUGAAAUCUCCUGUGCUAAUUUCGGUGUCGGAUUAUGUUGAGAUUCCAUAUGUACAGUAAUUUUAAAAUAAUGUAAAGAGUGUAAAUUUUUUUGUUCAUGCAGUAUUUCUGUAAUUUUUUAAUAAAUGAAAAUAAAAAGG